Molecule: messenger RNA, 5456 nt
Organism: Eublepharis macularius
Lineage: Eukaryota; Metazoa; Chordata; Lepidosauria; Squamata; Eublepharidae
Gene: CPT1B
Product: carnitine palmitoyltransferase 1B
Exons: 18
Coding region: 2739-5204 (821 amino acids)
Biological process (GO): carnitine metabolic process; fatty acid metabolic process
Cellular component (GO): mitochondrion
Molecular function (GO): carnitine O-palmitoyltransferase activity
Source: RefSeq, a predicted model, not a curated record
UGGCCUUGAGGUGGGGGCUCUGGCCGGGUCUUGUCUGCACGUUGCAGGGAAUGCUUUGGGAUUGUCUCGCCCUAAACCUUGAGGAUGGGGCAAGAUGGAAACAGUCGGGGUGCGGGGCUGUUUUCUUGACAGCCGCCUUGGACAGGCUGGCUUUGCAGAGGCGGUCACGUGAUUUAAAAGGCGGCUCAGCACAGGCCUGCACGCGCCAAUCAGGAGGGCGCAGAUGCCUGCCAGACUGGUGGGCGUGGCAGAUGCGCGAUUCCUCCUUUGAGGAACCUCCUGAUUUAGACAGACAGCCCUGCUUCCCCCCCCCCCGCCCCCAAGGGAGACCCAAAGCAACUUCCAGCAUCGUCGUCCCGGCCUCUCUUUUAUCCUCACACCCUAGGUUAAGUGGAGAGAUGGUGACUAGCCUAAGGUGGUGCAGGAGGGAUUCGAACCCGGGUCUUCCAGAUCCUAGUUUGACAGGAGGACAGUGAGAGGAAAAACAGAUUUAAAAUGCUGUCUGUUGACAGUAGAGAAGAGCAAGAGUCCAGUAGCACCUAUAAGACUACCACCAUUUGUGGUAUGAGCUUUCGUGAGUCACAGCUGUUAGAGGUGCUACUGGACUCUUGCUCUUCUCUACUGUCAACAGACAGACGAACACAACGGCCCGCCUUGAUCUGUCCUUCGGCAGGUAGAGUCCAGCACAACGUAAGCCAGGACUGAGUAUGUCUCUCGCUUUUUGCGGGAUCUUUUGCAUUGGUAAUAUUGCUGACCUCCCCCAGGCCUUGGGGGGCGAGUCGGGCUGCAAAUAACUUCUGCUGGAAGUUCAGCUUGUCUUCUUGUGUUACAGAGGGAGGGGCUCUGCAUUCAGAAGGCAAAGGGGUGUAGUGAGGGCAGCAGCUCUACCUGCUGGAUUUCCACUGUCAUGCCGCCGUUCCUUUGCCAAGGGUGGCAGCGCCACAUUCUGCUGGGGCAGUUGCAGGUGGCUUGAAAUGGAAGACCCCGGCUCUGGGGAUUCCGUGGCAGUUGGGGGCUCAGAGGGAGGCCUCGGCAAGGCGUCCAGCCCCAGGUGAAGCUCUGUGUACCAGGCACAAGGGCGGCAUUGGCUGCCCCGGGUGGAGAGCUGGGAUCCAUCAAGGGUGCCUCGAGUCUCCCCUGCGUACCUGGGCCCCCUGGUGCUGUGGUGCCGGCCCAUGUCUGCGUCUGGACUGCCAGGGCUGCCCUCCUUUUCCCUGGCAGGGCUCCUGAGCCUAUGGCCGCUACAUGACAGGGAGAAACUGCGCCUUCUCCUGCCGGGCUGCCCUUCAGAAUACUCUGGGGCUGCUGCCUUCGUGGCAGGUGGGAAUAGCUCCACUCCCUGCAGUUCUGCCUGCUUCCUCGGCACCGUGGACAGGAAUUGAAGCAGACAGGCAGAAAUGGUGGAGCUUUCUAUUGUCACGUAAAGGGGGCUUGUCUCUUGAUCCUGCUCUAGAACUCAGGCCUUAAGGGGAAGGGCCUUGGAGCAGCCGAGCUGAGGGAAGGGGCGAAAUACCAGGUGGCUCCGACUUAGAGCUCGGGGGGGGCAGCCACAUUCUCCCCCAAGGCAGCUCCCCCUGUGCCUAGUCAUCACCACCCUAGCCGUGGACUCCACUCUCAGACCCUGCAGGGGCUCAGGUGGGGGUCGGCCAGAGCAUCCUUUCCCUUUCCAGGUGUCAAAAUAAAGCCGGAGUCCACCUGAAAGGCACCAGGAGUUUUUGUGAGUCAGAUCACUUGAUCAGAUGCACAAAGUGCACCUGUAAGGCAAAUAUGUGUAUACUCUAAGCGGUGGUGGUGGAGACCCCUCUUGGAUUUUGCUGCUCCAGAUUAACUCAACUGCACCCCUCAAAUUUUAUCAUCAUCAUCGUUAUCGUUUUAUUUAUGUCAUUUGUAGUCCGCCUUUCUCACUGAGACUCAAGGUGGAUUACUUAGUGUGAGAUUAGCACAGUCACUAUCAAGAACAUUUCAGUAAACAACGCCUAAGGGUAUACAAAUGCAAGUUUACAAAGACACAACAUCAGAUGCAAAAUAGUGAAGAGUCCAGUAGCACCUUCAAGACUAACCAACUUAUUUGUAGCAUAAGCUUUCGAGAACCACAGCUCUCUUCAUCAGAUGCUAGAUCUAUAACAUCAGAUGUCAUCACAAUCAGAUAUUUGGUUGGGAAUUUUUUAGUCCCUCGUUGACUCUGUUUUUAUCCAAGAAUCUAGGAGUCAAUGAACUCUCGCUUUAGUACGUGGCAAGUUCCAAGUAGUGUGGCUGUUGGCAACUGUCCAGUUAUUACCCUGCCUAUGCCAAUAUGACCUAGAUGUUUAGUUAGUCCUUUAUGAAUUGCACCUAGCGCUCCCAUCACCGCUGGAAUAACAGCUGUAUGUUUCUCCCAGAGAUGGUGAACUUCAAAUCUUAGAUCUUGAUGUUUUGUUCUCUUUUUGAUCUCUUUUUCCUCAAUUUGAUUGUCACCUGGGAUUGCCUCCUCCCCCUUGUCGAACCACUCUACGGUGGUCUGUGGCAGGGCAGUUCAAGAUACUUCCGCCCCUGUGGUCCGUUGCUGGCUAAAGUCAAACUGCCUGCCACAGGGGCUUGGCCUGGACAUAGCCGGGGUGUGUGUGUGGCCUGUAUCAAGGAAGGGAUGCAGUAACCUCCCAGGCUGCUGGUGGCUGGGAGAGAGCCAGGCCUUGGUGGGGCUUCAGGGGGAGCUUAGCUGGAGAGCCCAGCAGUGUGUCUCCCUUGCGCAAGCUCCAUGCAUGGUGCUGGUGAUGCUUUCUGGGGCAGUCUGUGCCAGAAGUGACAGGAUUGGGGUGAGCAUGGCCCUCUCUGGCUUCCCAGACCUUUUGUGCUUGGUGUGGCUCCCAUCUCAGCUUUCUGCCCAUUUUCAGAGACCCUCCAAGAUGGCGGAAGCCCACCAGGCCGUUGCCUUCCAAUUCACAGUCACCCCCGAGGGUGUGGAUUUCCGGCUGAGCCGCGAGGCCCUUAAGCAGAUCUACUUGUCAGGCAUCUCCUCCUGGAAGAAGCGCUUUAUCCGCCUCAAGAACAGCAUCUUGACAGGGGUGUAUCCCGGAACCCCUUCGGGCUGGCUGGCGGUUUUCAUAGCCACACUGGGUUCCUUGUACCUCCGCAAGGAUGUGUCCCUGGGGCUGAUCUUCUGCAUCCGAGAACGCCUGCCCACGGGUGGCUGUUGGAGCCUGCGCAACCGCACCCUGCUGAGCACCAUCUUGUUCUCCUCCGGCGUCUGGAUCUCGGGCGUCCUGCUCUGCCGGAAGACGCUCAAACUGCUGCUCUCCUACCAUGGCUGGAUGUUUGAGCCUCACGGCAGGACCAGCAGCACCACCAAGAUUUGGGCGGCCACGGUGAAAGUGCUGUCUGGGCGCCAGCCCAUGCUGUACAGCCUCCAGGCCUCCCUGCCCAAACUGCCUGUGCCCAAAGUGGAGGACACCAUCCAGAGGUAUCUGGAAUCUGUUCACCACCUGCUGGAUGCCGAGAGGUACAGCCAAAUGGAGACCUUGGCCAGGGAUUUCCAGAAGCAGGAGGCCCCUCGGCUCCAGAAGUACCUCAUCCUCAAGUCCUGGUGGGCCUCCAACUACGUGAGUGACUGGUGGGAGGAAUACAUCUACCUCCGGGGAAGAGGCCCCAUCAUGGUGAACAGCAACUACUACGUCAUGGAUUUCCUGUAUGCAACACCCACUCCGCUCCAGGCUGCUCGGGCGGGCAACGCUGUGCACUCCCUCCUGCUAUACCGACGCAAACUGGACCGUGAGGAGCUGGCCCCUGUGAUGGCGCUUGGCGUGGUGCCCAUGUGCUCCUACCAGAUGGAGAGGAUCUUCAACACAACUCGCAUUCCUGGCAAGGAGGCAGAUUCACUUCUGCACCUGUUGGACAGCAGGCACCUGGCCGUCUACCACAAAGGCCGCUUCUACAAGGUGUGGCUGUACCAGGCGGGGAAGCUGCUGGGCCCUCGAGACCUGGAGCUGCAGUUCCAGCGCAUCCUGGAUGACCCGUCCCUGCCUCAGCCUGGAGAGAAGGAGCUGGCGGCCCUCACAGCUGGGGACAGACCUCCAUGGGCCGAAGCGCGAGCCAAGUACUUCGGCCAAGGAAAGAACCGGGUGGCGCUGGACUGCAUUGAACGAGCAGCCUUCUUCUUGACGCUGGACGAAGAGGCCUGUGGCUACGACCCGGAGGAGGAGGAGCAGAGCCUGGACAGCUUUGCCAAGAGCCUCCUGCACGGGCGCUGCUAUGACAGGUGGUUUGACAAAUCCUUCACAUUGGUGGUGUAUCGGAACGGCAAGCUGGGUGCCAAUGCCGAGCACUCGUGGGCUGAUGCCCCCAUCAUAGGGCACCUCUGGGAGUUCAUGCUGGCCACAGACCAGUUCCAGCUGGGCUAUUGCGGCAGCGGGCAUUGCCAGGGGGAGCCCAACACAGCACUGCCCCCGCCCCAGCGCUUGCAGUGGGACAUUCCUGUGGAGUGUAGGCUGGUCAUAGAUGCCUCCUACAGUGUGGCCAAAGCGCUCGCUGACGACGUGGACUUCCAUUGCUUCCGCUUCGUAGACUUUGGCAAAGGGCGCAUCAAGAAAUGCCGGACCAGCCCCGACGCCUUCAUCCAGAUCGCCCUGCAGCUGGCACAUUUCCGGGACAAAGCCUGCUUCUGCCUGACCUACGAGGCCUCCAUGACACGAAUGUUCCGGGAGGGCCGCACAGAGACGGUGCGCUCUUGCACCCGCGAGUCGACAGCCUUUGUGCGCAGCAUGGCGGACCCGUACACCAGCCCCUCGGAGUGCCUGCAGCUGUUCCGGGAGGCAGCCAAGAAGCACCAGCUCCUGUACCGCCUGGCCAUGACUGGGGCCGGCAUCGACAGGCACCUCUUCUGCCUCUACGUGGUGUCCCGUUACCUGGGAGUGGACUCGCCCUUCUUGGCCCAGGUGCUGUCUGAGCCCUGGCGCCUCUCCACCAGCCAGACGCCCCAGCAGCAGAUCAAGAUGUUCGACUUGGAAACCAAUCCGGAUCACGUUUCCUCUGGUGGUGGCUUCGGGCCGGUGGCCAACGAUGGCUACGGGGUCUCCUACAUCAUUGCAGGCGAACACCUCAUCACCUUCCACGUCUCUAGCAAGCGCUCCAGCCCAGAAACGGAUUCCAAGCGCUUUGGGAGGAACAUCUGCCAGGCGAUGCUGGACAUCGCAGCCCUCUUCGACACCCCGUCCAGAAAAAUGGCCAACUGAGGCCUCCCCCCCCCCUGUGCCACUGAAGAAAACCCCAGCCACGAGAAAGCUGCCACUGGCUGUAGAGCUCAGCAGCCGCUGAAGGAGAAGUUGGUCCUUGGACCCCGUGUCAGAAUUCAGCCUCCGCACGUCUUUCCCCUUCCCGCAGGGCGCCCCGCAACGGACCCGAGAGGCUGGGCAGGAGGAGGGCCUGGCGGGGGGCGGGGGGGAGUUGCUCUGAUGUCAAAGCAUAAAGGAGGGUUCUUUCUGGCU